UACAAGCGUAUGCUUUCUCUCUCCUCCUUCUCUCUUCCUCUAUUGCUCUAUAUAACAUACCCGUACCCCUCCCUGUAGUUCCUAGAAUCCUGGCCAAAAAUUAUUCUAUAAUUUGAGCCCCUUCCACGAAGGGCCAAAACGCCCAUACACUGCCAUUGCCACGGCAACAUUCCUCAGUGGUAAGCACAUUGAUUGCCUGGCUUGUUGUCAAUAUUGAGCCUUGCAUCUUUUUGCUGGCAAUCAGUCAAAAUUAUUUUGAAUUUUGACUGAUUGCCAUGUGCCAUUAUGACUCACCAGACUGCUGAUAAACCUAGUAAAGCCUUAGAGGGAGUUCAUGGAGUACAUCUUGUAUCCCAUUCACCAUAUAUAUUGGGGGAGCGAAAGCUACAUGGAGACUUCCAUCCAUCAACAUGUGAGAAUUUGUCUAUUGGAACAAGCCACAGGCUUACAGUGCAGAGAGUUUGGGAGCAAAGACCUGGUUGCUUGAGGCCUAUCCGUUGCUGUGUCAAUGGUGAUAGAACUCCUGCCGAAAGAAUUGUUAAUGUCCUUACUUCUCUUCCUUUUAUUGCGCUUGGUAUCCAGGCUCCAAGGAGGAAUCUCAACUGCAAACUCUAUGCAAAUUCUUUGAUAGGAGUAGGAAUAGCCUCCAGUAUGUACCAUGCAUCAAGAGGAAACUUGAGAAAGUAUUUGAGGUGGGCUGACUACACAAUGAUUGCAACAGCAACAGUGUGUCUAUCACGGGCCCUUAGAAAUGAGAAUCCAAAACUUUUGAUGGCUGCAUCUGCUGCUCUUCUACCUAUCCAGCCUCUGAUGGUUUCUGCACUUCACACAGGGAUGAUGGAGGUAUCAUUUGCGAAAAGAGCAUUCCAAGAUCCCGACCUCAGAAUGGCUCACAACGUGCACAAGAUGUCUUCAUUGUUGGGUGGCGCACUCUUCAUCGCGGAUGACAUGUUCCCAGAAACGCCAUUUCUCCAUGCUGGUUGGCAUCUUGCUGCUGCCAUAGGGGUCAGCACCUGCAACAAGCUUCUCACUUAAGUACAUCCACGACCUCAAUCAAUUUGCCGAAAUCACAUCUCCUACCUCAUCUUCCAACUUCCCGUGGCAAUGACAGAGAUUCUGUCUUGGACAAACCUACAAUUCAUUUAGAAUAAUUGCGUAAAAAUCUGUAUUAUUAUGGUUCAGGUACUUGAGGUAAUUACUGUUGCCUUAGAAAUUUUAAUUGGUGAAGGAUCUAAUGAGAGCAAUAAACUGCUCCAAUCUACGAUUAUUAUGUUAUGCUAGUUCAUAAUCGAUUAUGGAAAAAAUAAUGCAUAUAUUCUGAAAUAGUUCAUAA
Molecule: messenger RNA, 1333 nt
Organism: Ipomoea nil (Japanese morning glory)
Lineage: Eukaryota; Viridiplantae; Streptophyta; Magnoliopsida; Solanales; Convolvulaceae
Exons: 7
Coding region: 286-1035 (249 amino acids)
Source: RefSeq, a predicted model, not a curated record